AUGGCCAAGAACAUUGUAAUUAUUGGGGGAUCGCAUGCUGGAGUUAGCACCGCCCAGAGGCUACUCAAGUCAGCAUCAACCCCAACCGCCAUCAAAGUCACCCUGAUCACUCCCAAUUCACAUAUGUACUGGAAUCUGGCUUCCCCCCGAGGGCUUAUUCCGGGGAACUACGAAAAAGACGAAUUAUUUCUCGAGAUAAAAUCAGGAUUCAAACAGUAUUCUUCUGACCGCUUCGAGCUCGUCCUGGGCACGGCGGUGGGCCUCGAUGAGGCUUCGCAAACCGUUACAGUUCGUUGCGCUGAAAAGGAGAAGUCGGUAGCAUACGACAUGUUGGUUCUUGCUAGCGGCUCUAGAACCCUGGAUAGCUCACCAUUCAAGAAUAUUGGCACAACAGAAGAAACGCGGAGUGCGUUGAAAGAUCUCCAGGCCCGAGUGGAAGCAGCCAAGUCCAUUACUGUCGCUGGCGCAGGUGUAACAGGGGUCGAAGUUGCUGGCGAACUUGGCUCAGCCUUUGGAAAAGAGAAGAAGAUAAUUCUGCUUGCACCUGGCCCGCGGGUCCUUGAAGACAUGCUGGAAGUCAAUUCGGAUAUCGCAACCAAGGAAUUGCAAAGACUCGGAGUAGAGGUUCAACUCCGAUCCAGAGUUAAAGAGUCAGUAAUCGGAAGCAACGGCCAGUAUGAGAUCAUCCUAUCCAGCGGCACCACCGUUACGACCGACCUAUACAUUCCCACCUUCGGACUCGCCCCGAACUCUUCGUACGUCCCUGCGAAAUUCCUCACAUCACAAGGAUUCGUCAAGGUGGAUGAAUUCUUGCAGGUCACCGGAGCGAAAAACAUUUGGGCAAUUGGAGACGUCUCAGACUUGGAGCAAUCGCAAUGGAUCAAGGCAGAGUACCAAUCUGCCCACCUCGCCAAAAACCUGAUCAAAAUCCUGCAAAAUCAGGCGCCCCAGGCCUACAAAAAAGCAACAACGCCAAUCAUGGGACUUUCGGUUGGCAAAGACAUAAGCACCGGCCAUUAUGGAAACUGGCGUAUUCCGACUUUUGUGGCACGCUAUCUUCGAAAGACACUGUUCCUUGAAAAGUUAACUGGAAUAGUUACUGGUACGGCUUUUUGA
Messenger RNA from Clonostachys rhizophaga, 1116 nucleotides. The record is from the annotation of a GenBank genome assembly. Lineage: Eukaryota; Fungi; Ascomycota; Sordariomycetes; Hypocreales; Bionectriaceae.